AUGUCAGCUUUCGCGCCGGAGUACCUCACGCCCAAGCAGCGCGCCAUCGCCCGCGCCGUGGCCUUCUUGACGGCCAUCGUGGUGAUCGUGAAGCUGGGAGCCCGGGGCCCGGAUGAGAGACGAGAGGCGGUCGGGCCCCGAAAGCCCCGCGGAAGCGAAAGCGCCUGGACCGGACCUCCCGGCGAGGCCCGGAAGGUCCGUGUGUUUUUUUUUUGGUAA
Messenger RNA from Effrenium voratum, 219 nucleotides. The record is from the annotation of a GenBank genome assembly. NCBI's taxonomy places the organism in Eukaryota, Dinophyceae, Suessiales, Symbiodiniaceae.